AUGAGUUCCAUGUUCAAGAAAAAGGGCGGCAUGGCUUUUAAGCCGAAAAUGCCCCAGGCUCGUCCUCGAGCGCCUGGGGCUGCCGUACCGCAGCCGUCGAGGGCGCCGUCGUCGACUGCGACCGAGGCCGCGACAGAGACUGUCCCCGUCUCCAAAGAUACGACAGUGCAGGAGACUGUCGAGAUCGGCGCCGGGGCGAAGGGGCCUGCCAGAGACCAGCCUACCACUACCCCGCCAUCGACCGGGCCGCCGAGCACGACACAGACUGCCAUACCACAGGCACACCCACCAGCGGACGAGCUUGCUGCCGCCGCCGCCGCCGCCGCUUCGAUAUCAGAAAAAGCCAGCGCGGCUUUCAUCAGCCAGCAAACGACACGGGCGCCGGCCGCCUCUGCAGAGAGUACCACGCGACCGGCUGCCGACUCGGCCAGUGUGGCUGGGACACCCGCCCAGCUACAAACACCACCGGCCACUGCCCCAUCCGCGACAGAGGUCGUGCCUACGACAGAAACCCAGGCCCCCAACGGAGCCGAGACAGCAAGCACAGCGAAGGGCGGCGCACCGAACGCAACGACAGAAGCACCGGCCAAGCGACCGCGGAAACGAGCGACGCAGACGGCCGAGAAUGGCGAAACGGGCGAGGACGGCACCGCGGCCCCGAAGUCCAAACGACCGCGCAAACAAAAAGAUCCUACCACGGAUGGCGAGGGGGCUCCGAAACGGGCACCCCGGCCGAGGAAGAAGCCGACGACGAUGACAACGACGGAGGACGGCGCAGCGACCGAGACGGACACCCCACGGUCGUCGUCGGCGAGACCGCGGCGGGCCCGCUCGGUGACUCCAGAAGACGCCGAGAACCAGGAGGCGGACCUCAGCACCCUCACGAUGGGGGACCUGACGAGGGACCUCCGCAUCGGCAAGAAGUUCAGCCGGCACGACGAGCUCCUGCAGCGCCACCGCGAGAAGCAGGCAAGGGCCAGGGAGAGGCUCAAGGCCAAGCGGAACGGCUCGGAGGACGUGGCGUCGGAGAGCGGGACGCCAGCGCCGACGACGAGCGGGGGGGCGACGCCUGCGGCGGUUCCGCCGCCCCAGGCAACCAGCAUGGCGUCGACGGGGCCGCAGUUCCAGAUCAUCGACGGGCAGAUCGUGGUGGACCAGAACUCGCUGAGCCUCGACCGACACGCCAUCGCGGCGGCGGCGGCCGAGGGCGAGGACAUGCUCGAGAUCGAGGAGAACGACUUCACGACGCUCACGACGCAAAACAGCUACCGCACGGGGUCGAAGCUCAAGGGACCCAACGUGUGGACCGAGGAGGAGACGGAGCUCUUCUACCGUGGGCUGCGCAUGUUCGGCACCGACUUCCAGAUGAUCAGCGGCAUGUUCCCCGGCAAGAACCGGCGGCACGUCAAGAUGAAGUUCAACCGCGAGGAGCGGCACGCGCCCGCGCGCAUUGACGCCAUCCUCGUCGGCAAGAAGGAGCUCCACAUCAACCUCGAGGAGUACAAGACGUGGACCAAGGCCGAGUACGAGCCCGUCGAGGCCAUCAUGGCGGCGCAGCGCGCGCAGCAGGCCAAGUUCGACGCCGAGCAGGCCAAGAUCAAGGCGGCCAAGGACGCCAUCAACGCCAGGAACCUUGCCUCGCUGCAGGACAAGGGCGAGGGCGGCGAGCCCGCGGAGGAGGAGUCCGCGGCGGGCGGCGGCGGCGGCGGCGGCAAGCCCAAACCGAGGCAGCAGCAGGCCAACGUCGGUCCUCAAAUAACGGUUGACGCUGACGGCAUGAUCACCAUUGAUGAGACCAACAUGGACCCGGACGCCGGGCGGGGCAAGAAGAGGGGCGCCGCCAAGGCGAAGAAGAAGGCCGUCGAGUACAACAUGCGCGGCGAGAUCAUCAACCGGUGA
Messenger RNA from Colletotrichum higginsianum IMI 349063, 1899 nucleotides. RefSeq names its product myb-like DNA-binding domain-containing protein. NCBI's taxonomy places the organism in Eukaryota, Fungi, Ascomycota, Sordariomycetes, Glomerellales, Glomerellaceae. Gene Ontology annotation, cellular component: transcription factor TFIIIB complex. Gene Ontology annotation, molecular function: TFIIIC-class transcription factor complex binding. Gene Ontology annotation, biological process: RNA polymerase III preinitiation complex assembly. The record is from RefSeq and is a predicted model, not a curated record. The transcript has a single exon. Bases 1 to 1899 code for a protein of 632 amino acids.